AUGUCGUUGCUGAAGGUCUUCUCCCGCUUCACCUCCUCUGCGGCGAAGCCUCUCCCGCACAGUCCGCGGGGCUACCAGUCGAUCCUGUCGCAUCUACCAUUUUCCACCGCGGCAACGACCUCUACUCCACUUGGCCUGGCGCCGACGAAGCCCGGGAAGGAGAAGCCGCGGGUGGUGGUGCUCGGCACGGGAUGGGCGGGCUGCCGGCUCAUGAAAGGAAUCGAUACCUCUCUUUAUGAUGUUGUCUGUAUUUCUCCCCGAAAUCACAUGGUGUUCACUCCCCUCCUCGCCUCCACCUGCGUCGGCACCCUCGAAUUCCGCUCUGUAGCCGAGCCCGUGGCCCGGAUCCAACCGGCGAUUUCCAGCGCACCGGGUUCCUAUUUCUACCUCGCACGCUGCAAGUCCAUCGACUCCGACUCUCACACGGUAAUUGAGCAAUUCGAACCCCGAAUUGAUGGAUUCUGGCUUCAGGAUAAUCGAAAUAGAAGGAUACUGCUUUCUCGUUCCACUGAGUCUGAUUCCACUAAAGGUGUUCUGCGAAACCGUCACGGAUGGAAAUGGGGAGGACACAUUGGAACCCUGGAGCUUCAAAGUUGCAUACGACAAACUGGUCAUUGCAGCUGGGGCGGAAGCGUUAACAUUUGGCAUACGCGGUGUCAAGGAGCACGCCAUUUUCCUCCGGGAAGUGCACCACGCGCAAGAGAUCCGCCGAAAACUUCUUCUCAACCUAAUGCUAUCGGAUGUGCCAGGUAUGCUGCCCUUUCCCACAUUACAUUGCAAAUUUCGACACCAUUCUGUAACGAGGAAUUAAAUUUUUGACGUUAAUUUGGGAGAAUGAUGCCCUUUCAAUUGAUGGACGUGGCAUUUAUAGAUAUAAAAAAAUUCAGACAUCUUUGGCAACAGACCAACUCCACGGACAUUUUUCAAGUCAAUAUGAAAAGAGGAAGCACUGUAUAGCACUGGCAGGGGAUCAGGUACCGAUCCAUUGGACAUGCCUAGUUCGCCGGUACUACUGGAAUUGUCUUCAGAAAAUUCACCCUAGGGAAGGCGAACCUUGCGGAUUUUUUCUUUGUCUCGUCUGACAAGCUUCUCUGCUACCAAAUAGUAGGCAUGUGUGCGGUUACCUCAUCCUAUUAGUGCCGUAAACUGUUCUUUGCGCGCCAUUGUUUAACGGUUGUAUGAUCUUAUGUUAAUGGGAAGUAUUAGAGAUAACUUUAACAUACUUAUGACUUGGUGAUUCCUGUCACCAGUUCUAUCUUCAUCGUCUUCCACUAGUUAGGGUUUUUAUUUAGAUGUAAACAAAAAUGCUCAGCUAUCUGUCCCCUUCUAUACGGAACUUUGGUUUUUUUAUGCUGAAAUCAAGUUGACAUCAAUAAGAAGACGACAGAGCCCUGGGCUGUUCAAGAAGCGUGCCUAAAUUCCUGACCAAUUUCAAUUUAUUCAUCAUGGAGAAUAUCCCAGUCCUAUUUAAGGCAAAAAUAAGUAAUGGGUCGUGUUUAUUGCCUGAUAUUUGUUUCCACUGAGGUUUUAAAAAGUUGCUUCGUCCAGAUGUGAAGGAUGAACUCAUUUGAACCCCUAAUUUUUAUAAAAUCAUUAGUUUUCACCCCGCGUUCAACCAUUACCUAUUCUCGAGUCUCUCAUCUGAGCGUCCUGUCUCUUAGCUACACACUGUACUAUGUUGGCCUUGGUGUUUGUUUAAUAACGGGUGGGAAGUUGCCACUAAUUCAGAUACUCUCUAAUCGAAUGCGUGACACAUCUCUUCUGCUAUUUUAAUAUCAUGCUCCCUCAUCCAUCCACCUAAGUCGAAUCGCAUGGUAUUGACUGCCUAAAAAUGGAAAUUUAUCAUAGUUUUUAAGGGUUGAACCGACUGUGAAGCCUGAUAUCUCAUCCACCUGGCUGGCGAGAUCUUUUCUCAAACUGCCUCAGCCGUGGACAACGAUCUUCUUCAAAUUGUGCAGACGCUCGUGAAUUGCUCUGACAUUCGUACUGAACCUUGAAUUAUUUUGCUCUGUGCCUGCCAUGCGCCAAUGCAGGGAUUUCUGAGGAAGAGAAGAGGAGGCUUUUACACUGCGUUGUUGUUGGAGGCGGCCCCACAGGUGUGGAGUUCAGCGGUGAGCUCAGUGAUUUCAUCAUCAAAGAUGUUCGUGAGAGAUACACCCACGUCAAAGAUUAUAUCCGUGUGACUCUCAUCGAGGUUAUCCCAUGAAAAAUCCCCAGCAGAGACAUAAUGAUUAGCCCACCGAGCUUCAGUCAGAACACAGGCAUCUGAACGCUUUCCUAUCAUGCUAGGCAAAUGAAAUCCUGUCAUCCUUCGACGUUCGCUUGAGACAAUACGCCACAAAGCAGCUGACCAAGGUGAGCAGUAGCUGAUUCCUGUCUAAAUACUCGGCGUAUAUGACAUCUGGGUCGAGAACCCAACCUCUUUGGUUGACUUCUUUCAUUUGUGCAGCACCAUGUUCUCAGUUUCGCCGUCUUUCCUUCCAAGUAUAAUUCUGCCAGAAUUUCUGCAUUAAACUGCAAGCAGUGGAUUAAAAAUUAUAGCUUUCCUUCCUCGAAACGUUUUCUUGAAGAAUUUCUAUGAUUCAGAAACAUCCUGAAACGGAAAUGUUGGCCCAAAAGCAGUGUUUGGUAUGAACAACCUCUGAAAGGACUGAUGAUAGUGGUCUAACCGAGUGUUUAGUAGGGACAGCUUGGCUGUUUUGUCUUGUUAAUUUUAUUAAUCUCUCUCCUUAAAUGGGUAACGCAACUGGGAGUUUCCGUGAUAUGCAUCGCCACGUUUAGAGAUAUUUCAUGCCGCAAAUUCGGUGGUUCCGGUGUUCCCUUCUCAGUCCGGUGUUCGCCUCGUUCGUGGGAUCGUCAAGGACGUCCAACCUCAGACACUGAUUCUUGACGACGGCACGGAGGUUCCUUAUGGGCUUCUCGUCUGGUCCACUGGUGUCGGCCCCUCACCUUUCGUAGGCUCCUUGCAGUUCCCAAAGUCUCCUGGUGGAAGGUCAACCCCCUCAACCCCCUCAACCCUCUCUCUCUCUCUCUCUCUCUCUAUCUCUCUAACAGCGUCCGCUCCGGCAGGAUCGGCGUGGACGAGCACCUUCGCGUCCCGUCGGCCCAGGACGUGUUCUCAGUGGGCGACUGCUGCGGGUUUCUGGAGAGCACGGGCAAGCCCGCGCUGCCCGCUCUGGCCCAGGUAAUUAAACCUGCGGCUCAUCUCUGCGGAGCUUCUCCUCUCUCUCGUCGCCGGCUAGUGACGACGAGUUUCUUUCCCCAUUUCUCUCUCUGGUUCAGGUGGCGGAGAGGCAGGGGAAGUUCAUGGCGGGUCUGCUGAACCAGAUCGCCCGCGCCGGCGGAGGCCACGCCAACAGCUCCGGCGGGAUCGAGCUCGGAGCUCCGUUUCACUACCGCCACCUCGGCAGCAUGGCCACCGUCGGCAGGUACAAGGCCCUCGUUGAUCUCCGGCAAAGCAAGGUCUGUGCAUCUUCCUUCUUCUUCUUCUUCUCUCUCUCUCUCUCUCUCUCUUUCUCCGUUGACUUCCAGAACUGCGGCGGCGGAGCUGACACCGUUCGUCUUGUUCUUCUUCCCAGGAAGCCAAGGGGUUGUCGCUCGCCGGCUUCGUGAGCUGGUUCGUUUGGAGGUCGGCCUACCUCACCCGCGUCAUCAGCUGGAGGAAUCGAUUCUACGUGGCGAUCAACUGGCUAACCACCCUCGUGUUUGGCCGCGAUAUCAGUCGAAUCUAG
Spirodela intermedia is the source of this 3731-nucleotide messenger RNA. NCBI's taxonomy places the organism in Eukaryota, Viridiplantae, Streptophyta, Magnoliopsida, Alismatales, Araceae. The record is from the annotation of a GenBank genome assembly.